AUGGCUGGAGCGCCGCGCCGCAAGAACUUCACAGACGAUGAAGACCUGGCUUUGCUGCGCAAAAUCCACGCGGACCGCCCAUUUCUCCGGCAGCGAGGCAUCAUGGCAGCGUGGAAGGCCCUUGCCACUAAGCUUGUUGCAGACGAGAAUUUUCCACGCAACAAGCUGAGUGGCAAUCGAGCCCACCGUGCUGUAGCGGAGGAGUCGGCGAAGGCGUCGGGCGUGGACGAGGACGAGUCGGAAAAGGUCAUCCUGCUGGACGACCUGGUCGCAAUGCUCGACGACCAUGCAGCCAAGACGGCCGCCGCGAAGGAGACCGGGCUCCGAAAGCGCGAGCGCGGGGAGGAGACGCCGCUUGUCGCGCGUCGACUUGCCAUGGAGUCGCUUAAAGAGAGCGGAGGCGACAGCACGCUCGUCAAGAAGCGCAAGGAGACGGAGCUGAAGGAUCUCCUCAUCACGCUCAAGGAUAAGAAGCUGGCGGAGUGA
Phytophthora infestans T30-4 is the source of this 486-nucleotide messenger RNA. RefSeq lists its product as uncharacterized. The record is from RefSeq and is a predicted model, not a curated record. NCBI's taxonomy places the organism in Eukaryota, Oomycota, Peronosporomycetes, Peronosporales, Peronosporaceae. The transcript is spliced from 2 exons. Bases 1 to 486 code for a protein of 161 amino acids.